This is a messenger RNA of Penicillium arizonense, 780 nucleotides long. RefSeq lists its product as uncharacterized. NCBI's taxonomy places the organism in Eukaryota, Fungi, Ascomycota, Eurotiomycetes, Eurotiales, Aspergillaceae. The transcript has 5 exons. The record is from RefSeq and is a predicted model, not a curated record. Bases 1 to 780 code for a protein of 259 amino acids.
AUGCACCUGUUCUUGCCGACUUUGGCAUUAGCCAAGACCUUUUUUCUGCGAUUUUUGGAGAAUCUAGACAAGGCAAAUGAGGCCUCGAAGUGGAUCGAAGUAGUGUUUGUCGCUGCAGGGAUUGUAAGCAACAUCCCAACUCCAGCGGCUAUAGCAGUCGGAAUCGUGGUGCAGGUUAUUGCAGACACAACUCGCGAACUACAAAUGCGACUCCGGGAGAACAAGGACACUUUCCUCGACCAGACCGUUGUAGAGUACAGCAAUUCCGUUAUAACCAAGCCAAAGUUUAAACAAGGUCUUGAUUCUGUCAGACUGGUCAGUGGCAAGACGCACCAAGAGCAGGAGUUGUCUGAUGCGGCGGCGUUGGUGUAUCCAGAUUUAGACCGGGUGGCAGCACAGGCAGUCAGAAGUGAGGGAGAUAUGGGAACGACAUCCGGUAUAAAUGGACUUCAUGAGAAGUUCCAGGCUGCUGGGGAAUUGGAGACCGAGCAUCCUGGCUCUUCUCUCGCGCUAUCUGCAUCUGCUGAGAAUCGUGCCCCGUUGAAGUCACUCCUGGACGAUCCCUAUCACCCAGCAAACAGCGGCAGCAUGUGGGAAUGCCGAGGUCGCUCUUCUGGACAUGCACAGAAGGCAGAGACUGGCGUGCGUAUGAUCAAGAAGCUUAUGCAGAAAGACGUGCUGUGUCUUAUGGUGGUCAAUCUCCCUAGCCAGGAAGAGACACGGGAGUCUGUAGCUCAACUUGAGCAUAUGAUGGAGCAAGCUAGGGAUGGCUCUUACUGA